AUGAGUCAACCGAUUUAUGAUCCAAAGCAAGGUGGUUUUCGUGUUUUUAUUGGAAAUUUGGGUGCACGUACAAAUAUAUCUGAAUUACAACAUGAAUGUGAACGAUAUGGUCCAUUAGUUGAUUGUUGGGUAGCUCGCAAUCCACCCGGAUUUGCAUUUGUACUUUACAAAUAUGGUGAAGAUGCAGAUACAGCUGUACGAAAUAUGGAUGGCCGUGUGGUAUGUGGACAACGUGCUCGUGUUGAACAUGCUAAAGCUCGUUCGGUAAAUUAUCGAGGUGGACCAUCAUAUGGAGGAUUUCGUGAUGGAGAUGGUGAUAAUGGUCAUGGAAAUGGUCGAGAUGAGGAUCGACGUCGUCCACGUCGUCGUUCACGUUCUCGUAGUAGUAGUCGAGGACAUUCAAAGAAAAAAUCAUCUCGUCGACGACGUAGUAAAAGUGAUUCCAGUCGUGAAAGUAGUCAGGAACGUUCAUCGAAGCGAAAAAAUCAUCGUUCACGUGAUCGAAGUGAUUCAGAUGAUUCAAGUCGUGAACGUGAGAAAAAACGUUCACGUGGUGGUUCAAGUAGUAAACGUCGUCGAUCAAAAUCUAAAUCACCAAGUGAAAAAAAGAGUAGCCGUUCGAAACGCCGCUCAUCACGAUCAGAAUCCAAAGAUAAUGAUAAUGGAGAUGAUCGUACAUCAAAUCAUUCAAAAGAAGGUUCAUCAUCACCAACAACAGGACGUGAACGUCAGAAUAGUGGUGCUCGAGAUAAUGAUGAUGAAAGUGAUCGACCAAAAUCACCACGUCGUAAAUCUAAUGAUGAUGAUAGUGAUGGAAGUGAUAAUGAAAGUCAUAGUAGCGAAAAGAAAAAAACGAAUCAUCAUCAUUCAGGUGAUGAAGAAAUGGAUGGUAAAGAUGGAAACGAAUCCGAUCAUUCAACUCAUGAAAAUGGUCUUGAAAAAUAA
Adineta steineri is the source of this 945-nucleotide messenger RNA. The record is from the annotation of a GenBank genome assembly. Lineage: Eukaryota; Metazoa; Rotifera; Eurotatoria; Adinetida; Adinetidae.